Molecule: messenger RNA, 441 nt
Organism: Jaculus jaculus (lesser Egyptian jerboa)
Lineage: Eukaryota; Metazoa; Chordata; Mammalia; Rodentia; Dipodidae
Product: cell division cycle-associated protein 3-like
Exons: 1
Coding region: 1-441 (146 amino acids)
Source: RefSeq, a predicted model, not a curated record
AUGGGGUCCACCCAGAGUGUGCCUGUCACACCGGCGCCCCACAACAAGCACCUGGCUCGGGUGGUGGAUCCCCGCUCUCCCAGUGCAGGCUUCCAGCGCACGCCCAUCCAGGUGGAGAGCUCUCCGUCGCCAAGCCUUCCAGCAGAAGAACUGAAAAGCCCCAAACAGGCUCAAGACUCAGAUCCUCGUUCUCCUACCCUUGGUAUUUUAGGGACGCCCAGGAAAGCUGGUGGUGUAGACUCUCCGAGCCCAUUGAUGCAACAGCUGAGCGAAGUAUUUGAGAAUGGAGCCUCCAGAGUGACUGUUCCCUCAGAGCCAGCUCUGCCCCGGGGGCCGCCUUUCUCUUCUGAACUGGAUUUGCCGUUGGAUGCUCAGUUAUCUCUUGAGGACCCACUGCUACCCUGGGACCAGCCUGAGCUCCCUUCCAGAGGUGUUUUCUGA